AUGGCCAACCAAGAAUACAAAAGUAAAGCUGGAAGAAAAAAGAAGAUUAUUCAGAAACCUCUUGUUGUAUCUGAGGACGGGAAACUUUGUUCUAUUACCGUAGCUGACGUCUCUACAUCAAGCUCAAGCAUAGAGACUGAGCCAGAAACGAAAGAAAAUUUGGACCUGAAUGACGUUGAAAUUGAAAAUGGAAAUGAAAUACAUGCCGAAUGUUUGGAUCAAGACAAGAACGAUGAGGAUUGUAAGGAUAUCAAAGCCGUCAAAGCCCAGCCGCCCUAUGAAAAAGAAGACAUAAAAGAACCUCAGAAAAGGGUUUCCAUCAUUUCUGCUAAAGGUGGUACUGGCCGCAAGGGGAAGACUAAAAAAGAGGUGGACAAUGAACAAAUUGAACCAAAAGUUAAGGGUAAGCGUGGAAGGAAGAGAAAGCAGGAUACAUUACAGGCCACAGAUGAAAUAAAAGAAGAACUCAAGCCAAAAGCAAAACGAGCGAAGAACCCUAGCACUUCUGCCAGUAAAGGCCCAAAGAAACAGAACCCAACUGCCUCAAAUCUUCAGCUUCCUUCUCCUCCACCAACACCGCCGCCGCCAACUGAAACCGAACUCGCAGAGGCAGCUGCAAAGACCAACGCAGAAUCAGCCCGCAAAGAGCGCCUUAAACUAAUCCCAUACUACUACGAGGAAAUGAAAGAGAUUUUUGACUUCCUCUGCGAUCGUGGUGUCUACUGGAAAAAUGACCUACCCAAGAACAAAAGAUACAGUAACAGAGAUACGAAGUUGCUCGAAAAAGAGGUUAAGAAGAAAGUUUCGGAGAUAUUGGAGAGCUAUCCAAAGGAGAAAUUUGUUAUGGAAGCGUUCGAAGAAGCAGAGAGGAAGUUGAAAGCCUUGGGUGAGCGACAGGAUCAAGACCAUGAUGAGAAAGAGAUUGAUAUAGACACAGGUGGCAAAUUGGGUGUAUCCAAUUAG
Messenger RNA from Orbilia oligospora ATCC 24927, 963 nucleotides. RefSeq lists its product as uncharacterized. The transcript has 2 exons. The record is from RefSeq and is a predicted model, not a curated record. NCBI's taxonomy places the organism in Eukaryota, Fungi, Ascomycota, Orbiliomycetes, Orbiliales, Orbiliaceae. Bases 1 to 963 code for a protein of 320 amino acids.